Molecule: messenger RNA, 584 nt
Organism: Suillus plorans
Lineage: Eukaryota; Fungi; Basidiomycota; Agaricomycetes; Boletales; Suillaceae
Exons: 5
Coding region: 1-492 (163 amino acids)
Source: RefSeq, a predicted model, not a curated record
AUGUCCUCAACUAAUGAACUUGUGGAUAAGACUCAUACUGCGGAUGUAUGCGGAGAUGUUGUUUUCCUAGAGAUUGAUGGUGUCCUGCCUAACUGGAAUCACUACUGCGUCAAAGUCUCAUUUGAUACUCCCGGAACCAAGACUAUUGUUUUCCGUCUUCGUGAAGGUGCAGACCCUCAGCCGAAACCAAGCAUGACACAUGCUGUCCAAACUGAGAGCGAGCUGAAGGAGAAAGAAGCAGAGUGCAAUGAUGCAGUGAAGUUUGAAGAAGAUGAUACCAUGAUAGCCGAAGGGGAGGAUCUCAAAAUAAAGCAGGAGGAUAACAACUUGUUGGAUCUGUCUGCGAGGGUGUACUGCAAUGCCGUUGAAGGUACAACAAUUCAGAGACUGCUAUUCAACCCUAAAGGGUUUCUGGACCAGGCUCAAGGCUCAGAGGAGAGGAAAUAUCAUGAAAAACUGCUUAGUACUCUGACUCCUACUGGUAACUGGUGAAAAGAUAACUUGCUUAUGUAAGCUACAAAAGUGCCAACAUAAGGUAAGGUAAAAACAGUCUCUACAAGCCCAGCCAGAAAUGAAUCCCUACA